GCGCGCGUUAACCUUUCACCAGGCUGAAAGUUGAAACAAUGUUGCUCCGGGAUGCGGCGGCGGGGACGCGCACAUAGCGGAGCGCGCGCGUCGAGAUCGAGAUCUUCACACGUUACAGGUCUGAGAUAAGCGGCUCCUGGAGGUGAGAAGUUCAGCACGAGAGAAUUAAGUUGCGUAAUGUUUAGUGCCGGAACAGUCUAAACUGAUAUCCGGGAUAGAGGACAGAAGGCAGUUUUGUCUCCUCCCCUGGAGUCUAUUUAUUGCCUGGUGUUCUCACCUGGACCCUGAAUCCUCCAGCUUUCUCCUAUACAUGGACCUGUGGACGGUGUUGUGCUGCAGCGCUCUCAGUGCUGUGCUGCUGGCACUUGGCUUUACUGCUAGCAAACUUGGACUGAUCUACCAGCUGUUCCACAAGACUGACAGGACGAGUCCUCGACAUGGAGGCGAGAGUGUGGCAGAGGUGCUUCAGGCUCAUGGCAUCAAGUUUGUUUUCACAUUGGUUGGUGGACACAUCUCCCCCAUCCUGGUGGCAUGUGAGAAACUGGGGAUCCGUAUCGUGGACACGCGUCAUGAAGCCACGGCUGUGUUUGCUGCUGAUGCCGUAGCCAGACUCUCUGGUACAGUGGGCGUGGCUGCAGUCACCGCAGGACCAGGCCUUACCAACACAGUUACUGCGGUGAAGAAUGCUCAGAUGGCUGAGUCACCUCUGCUGCUGAUGGGUGGAGCAGCUGCCACUCUGCUACAGGGUCGAGGAGCUUUGCAGGACAUUGAUCAGAUGUCCCUGUUCAAGCCGCUCUGUAAGUUCUGUGCCUCUGUGAGGAGUGUGAAGGAGAUCGUGCCCAUUCUGAGGAAAGCCCUGGCCAUCGCUCAGUCUGGUACACCAGGUCCUGUAUUUAUCGAGUUCCCCAUAGACACGCUUUAUCCUUAUCAUCUUGUAGAAAAAGAGUUCUCUCCCAAAAACACUCCGAAAGGAAUCGUCGGAAAAAUUGUUUCAUGGUACCUUCAAAAUCAUCUAACGAGGCUUUUUGCCGGAGCAUGGGAAGUAAGGGACCUCUCCCCUCUGCCUGUGCACAUCCCGAAAGCAACCGACGAUGAGGUGCAAAGGUGUAUCGAGCUGGUAAGCAGGGCUAAGAAGCCUGUGAUUGUGCUGGGCAGCCAAGCAACACUCCCUCCGACACCUGCCCCAGAUGUCAGAAAAGCUCUGGAGUCUUUAGGCAUUCCCUGCUUCCUGGGUGGGAUGUCCAGAGGGAUGCUGGGUAAGAACAGCCCUCUGCAUAUCAGACAGAACAGAAGAGAGGCCCUGAAAGAGGCUGAUUUGGUGCUGCUGGCAGGCACAGUGUGUGACUUCAGACUGAGCUACGGCAGGGUGCUGAACAGACGCAGUAAAAUCAUCGCAGUCAACCGAGACAAGACUCAGCUACUGAAGAACUCCGACCUGUUCUGGAAGCCCACAGUCGCUAUUCAGGGUGACGUUGGUUCCUUCUUGCUGCAGCUGUCCAAAGGUUUGGUGAGACACAAAUGUCCUGAAGAAUGGGUUCAGUGCCUGAAGGAGCGGGACGAGGCAAAGGAGAAGGCAAACAGAGACAAGGCAGAUGAGAAGCUGGAGAGACAUCUGAACCCUCUGAGUGUCCUGCACUGUGUGGAUGAGCUCAUGGAGGAGGACAGUAUCAUCGUUGCAGAUGGAGGAGACUUUGUUGGCAGUGCUGCUUACAUAAUGAGACCACGAGGACCACUCUGCUGGCUGGACCCAGGGGCUUUUGGGACGCUUGGUGUUGGAGGAGGGUUUGCCCUGGGAGCAAAGCUCUGUCACCCUGAUUCAGAGGUAUGGGUUGUUUAUGGUGAUGGUUCUCUGGGUUACAGCGUGGCCGAGUUUGAUACCUUUACCAGACACAAGACCCCUGUAAUUGCACUGGUGGGAAAUGAUGCUUGUUGGAGUCAGAUCUCCAGGGAACAGGUGCCUCUGCUGGGCAGCAACGUGGCCUGUGGUCUUGCAUUUACAGAUUAUCAUGUAGUUGCAGAGGGUUACGGAGGAAAAGGUUACCUGAUUGGGCGUGAGGAAGAGUCGCGCCUGGUGAACGUGGUUAAAGAGGCACAGAGGGAGUGUAAAGAGGGCAAGGCAGUGUUACUGAACGUCCUCAUCGGAAAAACCAACUUCAGGGACGGGUCUGUCUCUGUGUAGAGACCCGGAGCGGAAUCCUGAGAAGAUUCCAGAAUCCUCGAUCAUUUCAAUCUCGUUUUCAGAUUUUACACUUUUACUUAUUAUUUAGAAAUUUUUAGAAAAUGAUUUGCUUUGGAAAAAAAAAUAUAUAAAAAAAUGCUUAAAGUAAAAACCAGAAGAUGAAGACGUCUAAACAUUUCAAGAUAAAAGGAUUUGAUUGAUGCCUUUCAGUUGUUUUAGUUUGAUGUAUUAUUUUGCUUGUUUUUAGAGAUGAGAUGAUGCAGAUAAAGUUUCUGACGUUGACGUGAAGAAUGAAAAUGUGAAUUAUAGUUUUAUUCAGCAGGUGCAGGAUAUCGCAUUUAUUUCACUUAUAGCAAGUUUGUGUUCAAUUCUGCAUUUUUAUCAGGUUUGAAUUUACAGUCAGCACUCGAUUCAGGACGUUUGAUGACUGAAAUCCAGGAAGUUCAUGUUACAGGUUCACAUUUGUCACACAGGCAGUUAUAAAGGGAGAAAUAAACGCUGAAACUGUGAAA
This is a messenger RNA of Silurus meridionalis, 2691 nucleotides long. It is a transcript of the gene ilvbl, whose product is annotated as ilvB (bacterial acetolactate synthase)-like. Bases 311 to 2179 code for a protein of 622 amino acids. The record is from RefSeq and is a predicted model, not a curated record. Gene Ontology annotation, molecular function: flavin adenine dinucleotide binding; acetolactate synthase activity; magnesium ion binding. NCBI's taxonomy places the organism in Eukaryota, Metazoa, Chordata, Actinopteri, Siluriformes, Siluridae. Gene Ontology annotation, biological process: L-valine biosynthetic process. The transcript has 15 exons. Gene Ontology annotation, cellular component: acetolactate synthase complex.